This is a messenger RNA of Pundamilia nyererei, 2359 nucleotides long. Its product is annotated as beta-galactosidase-1-like protein 2. Bases 55 to 1971 code for a protein of 638 amino acids. The transcript is spliced from 19 exons. Gene Ontology annotation, molecular function: beta-galactosidase activity. NCBI's taxonomy places the organism in Eukaryota, Metazoa, Chordata, Actinopteri, Cichliformes, Cichlidae. Gene Ontology annotation, biological process: carbohydrate metabolic process. The record is from RefSeq and is a predicted model, not a curated record.
UGAACUUAACUCGACUGUUGCUUAUGUUGCCAGAAGGGAUCUCGCUCUCCAUCCAUGGUUGUCCUCAGGAUAAGAAAUGUGCACAAAAGGAAAUAUGCACUCAUCUGCCUGUGCAUUGCUGGAUUCAUCAUGUACAGAUAUCUUGGCAUGUCGGAAAGGGGGAGGAGGAUGAGCCGAAAGGUCGGCUUGUGUGCCAACACGUCCCAGUUCACCCUCGAGGGAGAGCCCUUCCGCAUCAUUGGGGGAUCCAUCCACUAUUUCCGUGUGCCCAGGGCCUACUGGAGGGACCGCCUGAUGAAGAUGAAAGCCUGUGGGAUUAAUACCCUCACUACAUAUGUGCCGUGGAAUCUGCACCAGCCGGAAAGAGAGGUUUUUAGCUUCCAGACACAGCUGGAUUUACAAGCCUAUAUCAGUCUUGCAGCCGAGAUGGAACUGUGGGUGAUUUUGCGUCCAGGACCCUACAUUUCCUCUGAGCUGGAUCUAGGAGGACUGCCGAGCUGGCUCCUCCAAGACAGCAGCAUGAGACUGCGGACGACGCACCCAGGGUUCAUUCAGGCUGUCAACACUUUUUUUGACAAGCUGAUACCAAAACUGGUUCCAUUGCAGUUCAAGAAAGGAGGUCCAAUCAUUGCCGUGCAAGUGGAAAACGAGUAUGGCUCCUUUGCAAAGGAUCAGAGUUACAUGCUUUUCAUUAAAGAGGCUCUGCAAUCCAGAGGGAUCAGCGAACUGCUGCUCACAUCAGACAAGCACAAAACGUUAAAGUCUGGGGGUGUGGAUGGAGCCCUCAGGACAGUGAAGCUUCAGAAGCUAAAUCAGAGAAACAUCCAGGAGCUGACUGCUAUCCAGCCCAACAACCCCACCAUGGUGAUGGAUUACUGGACCGGCUGGUAUGAUAUCUGGGGAGAGCUCCACCAUGUGCUGCCCCCAGAGGAUAUGGUAUCCACUGUAAGGGAAAUUCUGAGGAGAGGCAUGUCUGUCAACUUGUACAUGUUCCACGGAGGAUCCAGUUUUGGCUUCAUGAGCGGAGCACUCGCCAAUCCCUCAUACAGAGCUUUAGUCCCCAGCUAUGAUUAUGACGCUCCUCUGUCUGAAUCUGGGGAAUACACUUCAAAGUACCAUCUUCUCAGGGAUUUACUUUCCCGAUACAAAAACACAGGAGGCUCUGACAGUCUCCCGGACAUGCCAGUCCUGCAUUACAGGGAGGCUUAUGAACCAGCCAUUAUGUACCAGCACCUUUCAUUAUGGGAUGCUUUAAGCUUCACAGAAGGACCAUUUAGGUCCGCCAAACCAGUAAACAUGGAAAAUCUACCCGUGAACAACAGAAAUGGACAGUCCUAUGGCUACACUCUGUAUGAGACUAUCAUCACGAGGGGAGGGCUGUUACAGUCAGGGGACAAUGUCAGAGACCGUGCCCUGGUGUUUGUAGACAGAAGCUACAUUGGCCUUUUCAAGCGCCAGAGUCUGGAGCUGGCGGUUCCUGAUGGUAAGGGACGUCGUACCUUGAGUUUAUUGGUGGAGAACUGUGGACGAGUUCACCAGGGAAGGGAGCUUGACAAGCAACGUAAAGGACUAGUGGGAGACAUUUUAUUAAACAAUAUCCCCUUGAGAGAUUUUACAAUAUACAGCCUGGAUAUGAAACCCAGCUUCCUUGAUAGUCUUUAUCAAGCACCCUGGAAAAGUCUUUCUGAAACACCCAGCUUCCCUGGAUUUUUCAUGGGCAGACUGUUUGCAUAUGGGUAUCCAAGUGACACGUUUGUGAAGCUGCCAGGCUGGGAGAAAGGUGUUGUGUUUAUCAAUGGGUUGAACCUUGGGCGCUACUGGUCCAUUGGCCCCCAGCAGACUCUCUACCUCCCAGGUCCUUUUCUCAAUAGUGGAAUCAAUCAGGUCAUUGUGUUUGAGGAACAAGAGGGAGACUUCAAGGUCCACUUUGAGGAUCAGGCUGAUCUUGGCAUGGCUGCUGACAUCCAGUGACCAACAUCACGUUACAAUUCCAAUGUUUGUGUUUAUGUGUGUAUGUAUGUAAAAUUUGCAUUUCUUUUGUAUUACUAGGUGUUUAUCAUAUCAGGAGGAAUUGAAAUACAGGGAAACAAUAAAUUCUGUCAAAUCCAAUAAAUUUCACCUACAUAUAUAUUGGGCGCUCAUUCGGGAUUCAUUUUGAAUAUGGCACAGUUUAGUCUGGUAGAUUUUAUAGCUAAUCCUACUUUAUAACAGCUUGAUGUACGAAGGAAAUAUGAUUUAUGUGCAGUUGCCUCACAUUUUGAAAUCUCUGUGUCUAAAUCCAUGAAAAGCGAAUUUAGAACUCUGGUGAAAUGGGCAUAUACAUAUAUGCACACACACACACACACACACACACACACAC